Messenger RNA from Drosophila mojavensis, 2350 nucleotides. RefSeq names its product solute carrier family 25 member 46 (gene Slc25A46a). The transcript has 5 exons. Gene Ontology annotation, biological process: mitochondrial membrane fission; mitochondrial fission. Gene Ontology annotation, cellular component: mitochondrial outer membrane. NCBI's taxonomy places the organism in Eukaryota, Metazoa, Arthropoda, Insecta, Diptera, Drosophilidae. Bases 403 to 1839 code for a protein of 478 amino acids. The record is from RefSeq and is a predicted model, not a curated record.
AUAACAUCUUUCCGUCCUAUAAUGUUCACUUCUCCUUAUCUGUCAAGCAUACUUCAGUCGUAGCAAACAUAUCAGACAUAUUAUAUAUUUACAUAUAUAUUAUUCUGACAUGCUCAUAUUAAACAAAAAGUGUUUUCCAUUUAAAUAGUCUUCUCCUUCUUGCUCACGGAUUGUCUGCUGCCCGCUAGCGAGUUGGGUGUUGGGUGCACGCUUCCAUCUCUAGUUUCAAUGCUUACACGGGCUACAUGGAAAUUGAAGUUAUUUAGUAUUUACAAAUCUAAAGAAACAGAAAGUAAGUAGAGUGGCAGCAGCAGCAGAAGCAGUAACAGUGAUAGCAGGGAACUUGGCGAGACAUUAAACAUUUACUAAGAGGAAAACACACACACACGUACACACAAUAUUAUGUCAGGCAGCAUCAACAAUUACACAAACCAAAUGUAUGCGGCAGCAAAUCGUGCUUACGGCGAACAGAUCCAUCCACAAGCAGAGUCAUACCAGCAGAUGAUGGACAGGAUGCCGCAGCUCAUAGGCGAUCCCGGCAUCCAGCUGGUUAACAGUUUGGAGGAUCGCGAUAAGGCCAUUGUCGACAACAUAAAUGCGGAUCAGCAUGCCGUAUCGCAUAUAAAAUACUUGAAUUCUGAUCGAGAUCUUUCGAUAGAGAAACAGUCCAAGGCGCUGGACAAAUACUUAGAUAGCCAGGACGAGGAGGCGUCGCUGCGUAAAUAUUUAGUCUUUGGCGUCCAAUGGGUCUCAUUGGUUACUGAGAAUCUAUUGAGCCAUCCAUUUAUUGUUCUGCGCCGCCAGUGUCAAGUUUAUAAUGCAUCGAAGCGCUAUCACUUGCAUCCGUUUCAACUGAUGCCGAGCAUUAUGCAUCUGCACCGGCGCCAAGGUGUCACCACCCUGUGGAAGGGCCUGGGCAGUUGUUUGCUUGUGCGCGGCAUGACUCUGGCCAUAGACGAUGUAAUUAGCAAGUUCACCAGCUGGCCAAAGGAUGUGGAUAGCCGGACGACACUCAAGCGUUUCGGACAGCACCUACUGCUGAAGAGCAUUAGCAUCGGCCUGGUUGUGCCCUUCUAUGCCGCCUCCUUGGUGGAGACUGUUCAAAGUGAUAUCGCCAGCGAGAAGCCUGGCCUGCUCGAUGUUUUUCGCGAGGGCAGCCUGCGCCUCUUCUACUGGAGCUCGCCGCAAAAGGGACGCAUGCUGCCCGCCUGGGCCUUGAUUGGACCCAGCGUUACAAUGGGCAUUACCAAAUAUCUAUUUGGCCUGGUUAUACGCGGCGUUUCGUCGCGUAUCAUGCGGCGACGCCUGACGAUGAAGCAGGAGCAGCGCGGUGCCAAGCAUCGCGACGAUACGCUGGAGCAUCAAAACGCCGAGAUCUAUGCCAACUUGAUAUCGAUGCUCACCACCGAGAUGCUGUUCUUUCCCUUCGAAACGAUCCUGCACCGCCUGCAGCUGCAGGGCACACGCACCAUCAUCGAUAAUCUGGAUAAUGGCUAUGCUGUGGUUCCCAUUCUGACGAACUACCAAGGCGCCAUCGAUUGCUACCGCACCACGAUUCUAACCGAGGGUGUGGCUGGCCUCUACAAGGGCUUCGGUGCUGUCGUUCUCCAGUUCGCUGCGCACGUGGCCGUCAUCAAGCUGACCAAGUGGGUCGUCUGCAAGAUCACGGAAUGCAUAUCGAACCGCCCGCCCGCUCGCAUUGUACAGUAUUACAAUUUGGAUCGGGCGUCCGCAGUGCUGGUCGGCGGUAACAAUUCAAAUAAUUCAACAACCAUAUCGCCAAGCAUCUCAAGCACCGAACUGGAUGUUCAUAGCGUAGGGCAGAACUCGCUCGAUUGAUUAGCUUUAGCUUUUGGUUACGUGUUCUACAGACACACACACACCCAUAUAUAUACGUAUAUAUAUAUAUAUAUAUAUGUAUUUUCAAAAUUUCGUGUGGAAGCUCUCUCGGCUCUCUCUUUAUAUCUUUAUCUAAGUCUGUAAGGUGUUUUCCAUAAGAGAGUUAGAUAUAUCUUCAUAUAUUUUUUUUCUUUUAAUUCUAUUUCGUUUUGCUGUGAUAACUUCCACGAGUCUUGUUUCCUUUAUGUGUAUAUAUACAUAUAUAUAUAUAUAUAUAUAGAUAUGCAUCAUAUAUAUGUGUAUUUGUAAAUGAAAGGAAAUUAUAUUAGAAAAUCCAUAUUAUAUUUUAUUUUUUUCAUGUUUCAAUCAAACAGCUUAAAGUUUUAGCCAAGCAUGUUAUUUAUUGAGAACUGAUCAAUUGUUUCACGUAAGCUAGUCUGAAAUUGUGUAAUUAGAUCAUUAAAAAAAAUAUUUAAACGGAAAAAAAAAUUAUAACUAAAAUUUAAAUAAA